GUCGUUUACUUAACGCUAAUUUCAGAGUCAGCAGAGAGCGAAACAGAGUGAAGAACAGAACAUGUUCAUACGAAGAGUUAAGUACAAGAAGAAGUAGCAGUGAAGGUUGGAUUGCGUCCAUGAAAUCACACCACUUUCGCUGCCUAAAAAGCAUAGGAAUACAAUGAACGACGAUUCUGCGUACAGAGUCGAAACUACAUGUCGUAUGGCACGAUGGACAAUCCACAACUUAGCCUCUUCCACUUACCGCAAAUCCGAUCCUUUCCGAAUAGCCAUGUGGAAUUGGCAUUUAUCAGUGGAGAAGAACCGGGUUUCGUGUGUUAAAUUAUACCCAGAAAUAUCCAAUCUAACCAGAGACAAUCCCCCUAUUGCAUCUUUCAUCGUUCGCUUGCUUACUUCUGUUCGAGAUCGCAAGGCCUUAGCCAUUUCAGAAAUAAAAGAGAAAUUGCUUAACAACCGCGAAGGCUUUGUUUGGGAAAUUGAGGUCCCACUGCCUACAAAAUUCAUUAUUGACAUAGAGUUCCUGGAUUUGAGGACUUCAUCUCCAAACGGUGGAGAACCUUGCUCUAUCUGGCCUAGUAGAUUUUUGCAGCAAAGAUUGAAUGCAACAUCCCUUGAUUCUCUUGGUAGAAUGCUAACAGAAGGCAUACACACAGACAUCACAAUUAAUGCCAAUGAUUGUGAUGGAAGCAUAAGAGCCCACCGGGCUAUUCUUGCUGCUCGUUCACCUGUUUUCCACAGCAUGUUCUCACAUAACCUUAAGGAGAAUGAUCUUUCUACCAUAAAUAUCUCAGACAUGUCAAAUGAUGCUUGCCAAGCAUUUCUAAAUUAUCUUUAUGGGACCAUUAAAGAUGAAGAAUUUCUGACCCAUAGGCUGGCCCUACUGCAUGCAGCUGACAAAUAUGACAUCCAUGAUUUGAGAGAGACAUGUCAUGAGAGUCUGCUAGAAGAUAUUGAUUCAAAUAAUGUACUUGAGAGGCUCCAAAAUGCUUAUAUCUAUCAAUUGUCAAACCUGAAGAAUAGUUGUAUGCAAUAUCUUGUAAAAUUUGGUAAAAUAUUUGACAUUUGGGAUGAUUUCACUUGCUUCUUGCAAAGUGCAGACAGGGAUCUGAUUUCUGAAGUCUUCCAUGAAGUUCUUAAUGCCUGGACAGGAUUAUGAACCUUCUUCUUGAAAGGACAUCAAGACAAGAUGUUAUUCGUUGUGCAUGAUUCGUUUUGAUCAAUGUAAAUUGUUUUUUCUUAUAUGGUUUAUUUCUUGAUUUUCAAUUACAUAUUUAUUUAAUGUAGUUGGGCCAUAUGUUAAUUGAAUUAUCGUCAUUUAUUUCUAUAAAUCAAACUUUAGAAGUUUGUGCUUGGAUG
Molecule: messenger RNA, 1359 nt
Organism: Abrus precatorius (Indian licorice)
Lineage: Eukaryota; Viridiplantae; Streptophyta; Magnoliopsida; Fabales; Fabaceae
Product: BTB/POZ domain-containing protein At1g55760-like
Exons: 4
Coding region: 164-1159 (331 amino acids)
Molecular function (GO): protein binding
Source: RefSeq, a predicted model, not a curated record